AUGUUCAAGCGCCAGAAGACUGAGCAGGGAAAUAAGUUCAUCUCGGACGGGCGUCUCACGUCGAACUCGUUGAAGAAAGCUAUUGCCUAUAUGAUUGCCGAUGCCGAUCUACCAUUCUCCUUUGUUGAGCGCGAAUCAUUCCGGAAUGUCCUAGAGCUGUUGAACCCAUCUGUCCAAACCGGCCAGAUGCUCUUUGGGAGGAAGAAUAUGGCUCUGGAGGUACAUCAUCUCUACGGUGCACACUCUCAAUACUUGAAAAUGUUCUUCAAAAAUUUCAAGCAUGUUGCAUUUACACUUGACGCUUGGACGUCUCCAAACAAAAUGGCGUUCAUGGCCGUUACUGCCCACGCAAUUAACUCCAAAUGGGAGCUUGUAGAUGUUGCAGUUGCAAUGCCUGUUAUUCAUGGUUAG
Molecule: messenger RNA, 411 nt
Organism: Puccinia triticina
Lineage: Eukaryota; Fungi; Basidiomycota; Pucciniomycetes; Pucciniales; Pucciniaceae
Exons: 2
Coding region: 1-411 (136 amino acids)
Source: RefSeq, a predicted model, not a curated record